AUGGACAUCUUGAUAUUCAAGAAAUCAGAAAAUCAAGGUUUUGAUUACACCUACGACCCUAUUGGCACGUACUCUGGCACCAAUGCAGUGAAAAGCGUCCAUAGUCUUGUGAAGACCCAUCGUAAUCUUGUUGAAAUCUCUGGUAUUCUUGGUAAAAUUCUUCGGAAACCAGUGGAAAUGCAUCUCAAUGUUGGUGAAAUCCAGCGCGAUCUGAUUGUGUUCCAUCGAAAUCUAUCGUACUCAAACUGA
Adineta ricciae is the source of this 249-nucleotide messenger RNA. NCBI's taxonomy places the organism in Eukaryota, Metazoa, Rotifera, Eurotatoria, Adinetida, Adinetidae. The record is from the annotation of a GenBank genome assembly.